Molecule: messenger RNA, 2672 nt
Organism: Miniopterus natalensis
Lineage: Eukaryota; Metazoa; Chordata; Mammalia; Chiroptera; Miniopteridae
Source: RefSeq, a predicted model, not a curated record
AUGAAGGUCGGCUCCGAGUACGCUCAGCACCUAAGGCCGGGGCUGAUGCAAACUUUCAACGUGGGCCGCCUCGCGCUCGCUUCGCGGGCUGUUGGCUCUACGUGGAGUCGGUCAGUGGAAAAAGGGACUGGAUUUCCAGAACAAUGCCCGAGUCUGAAUCCUGCAAGUCUCCCUUCAGCUCAAGGCCUCCUGUCGGGAAGGAGGCUGAAGAAGACCCGCAAGUAUGACAUCAUUACCACCCCGGCCGAGCGGGUGGAAAUGGCACCGUUGAAUGAGGAGGACGACGAGGACGAGGACUCCACAGUGUUCGACAUCAAGUACAGGAAACAGUACAUUUAAAUCGGAUGUGGCUGGAUCGUAACCUUGGGUCAUUUCAUGAGUAAAACCUGUUUUCCAGUGUGUUGGCAUCCUGUGGAAAGUUGGUCAGCUGUGCCUGGGUGUGAAGGAUCUGGAAGCAUUUUGUCUGAGGUGUUGAAGCCAAAACAAACAUUAUUUAUGAAACUCUGGCACAUUUGUGUGUGUUGAACGACUGCUCAGAAUAUCACCGCAGAAUCAUCUCUACCACCCUCUGGACAUCCCUUUAAAAUGUUACCUUUUCUUCCUCCUCACGAGGGCUUUUGCCCUGCUAAGGAGCAAAGGGUAGAAACAUAUUGAAUGAAAAAAUAUUAAUUUGGAAGCAACUAUUGACAAAAGUAAAGAGAUCAGAAGUUAUCAAGAACCCCAAAGAGCCUGAAGAAUAAUUAUCUGCGUAUCUAGGAUUUCCGACAUUCUGCUCUCCUGGAUCUAUGGCAUUCUAGAUGUGUAACCCUUUGGUAGUCUUUUGGGAUUGGUCGGUCUGGCCUUGUGAUGGGAAUGGCUGUGUGAAAGUUCAAAGUGAAAAUGCUCAGAGCUGGUCAGCCAUAGCAGAAGUGCACACAUUUGUGGUUCCUUUUCUUUUUUAAAAAAGGGUUCAAGAGAAUUAGGCAUGGCUAGUUCACAGAGGCUUUUGACUAUCAGGGAAAAAUCUAUGUGUGUAUGUAGGUACAUAUAAAAUAACAUCUCUGAAGGAAAAAGGCAGCCUUUGGUUAGUAACAUCCUCCGUGUGUUUCUCUGCCCUGUCAUGGUUCUUACAUUGUUGGUCUUAGAAAUCUAAUUUUAAAAUAUCACUGUGGUAAUUUAAAUGAAUAGUGAUUAGGUUGGGUGAAAAAGCUCACUGUCAGGGAGUGUAUUUGAACUUGGUCUCGGCCAGGCUGGACUAGAAACCCACUGAACCCAGGAGGUACCCCAGGUAAGGGUCAGGGGUUUGAGUGGCUUCUGGAAGCAAGGACUUGGGUCGACUUCUCAGGUUGAUAGAGGCUCCCGUUGCACUGUUUCCCCAGGGUGGAUGCUUUUGCUAAAAUCAACUGGCAGUGCCUUUGGGGCCCUGGGACUCUGUUCUCUCUGGAAAGGUGUUUUGUACAUUUAAAAAAAAAAUCUCUUCUUUUCUAGCUUUCUGCAGGGUUUGUGUAUUUGCCUGUUAAUUGUCUGCACCAUUGAUUUGGAUGUAAACUUUAGCCUUUCUCAGCUCACCCCUUUUUCAGAUUCUUCAGUUUCCUGAGAAGGUCUGCCAGAGCUGCAGGGUCCCCUGGUGCCCGAGGCCCCCUGGGCAUGGUGCUCUGUGGCCCUGGCCUAUAAGGAAGGCACAUUGGCCUCUGCAGGAAAGAGGGGGACCCUGAGGAGACCACUAUGAGAAGAGCACUCGCUGUGUGGACCGCACAAGGCAUGCCUGCUUCUUCCUGAUUUCACUUCCUUUGUGGACUUUCCUUUUUCUUUUUUCUGCCCCGUUUGCCAGAGAGGUGGGGCUGCUUUAUCUCUCUCCACCGCAGUGACUUCAUGGGCCAGACUCAUGACUAAAUGGAACCGGCCACCUAGCAGCUGUGCGCCCUCUGAACCUUUGAACUGGAACUGCCGCUCACACUUGCCUUUUCCACAAACGCCACAGAAUGAUCUGUGGAAAAGCUGGUUCCUCUGCCUUACACGUGAAGAGCGGCUCAGGCUGCCAGGUGCUCACCGCCAGGCCUGGCGGAAGCAAUGGAGAAUGACCUUCCAAAUUUUGGAGCUUCAACACUACAGGCUUUUAAAUAAAACAAACAAAACAACAACAAAAACCCUUCAGCGUGAACCAUAUGUGCAUCGGUUUAGAUGUUUUCGAGAUGGAGGGGGGCACAAGGCUGGAGGGGGACGUGGGGCCCGGUGGGAAAUGCCUGGACCUGGUGGUUUAGAGAAAAAGCUGAGAAAUGAAAUGGCCCUUGGGGGGCGGGGAGACAAGCUAUUAUUCUGUAUACAUUCUUAGGCUCAUCUAAAUCAUUUCCUGAGAGCUGCCUCUUUGCUUAGUAAAUAUUGAACCCUCACUGCUUUAGGAGAAUCUUGGGGUAUCUCCAAAGAAUAGAAAACCAGUUGUGUGAAAAACUGCUAAUUACUGGUUUGUGGUUAUCAUGAGGUUUACAUGUAUCAUUCUUUAUAGCACUCUAUUUUAAGCUGAUUGACACUUAAGUUCAAAUAUGUUCUCUAAGGACUACAUUUUUACUCUCCCAUACAUGCUUAAUGUUAUUGAUGUCGUAUUUUAUAUCUCUUUGUGUUUUAUAUCUCCUAACUACUUAUUGUAGUUUGAGUUGAGUUUGAUACUGUUUUCUUUUAAACUUUGUAGUAGCUUC